This is a messenger RNA of Dromiciops gliroides (monito del monte), 991 nucleotides long. It is a transcript of the gene OXLD1, whose product is annotated as oxidoreductase like domain containing 1. The record is from RefSeq and is a predicted model, not a curated record. The transcript is spliced from 2 exons. Gene Ontology annotation, cellular component: mitochondrion. NCBI's taxonomy places the organism in Eukaryota, Metazoa, Chordata, Mammalia, Microbiotheria, Microbiotheriidae. The coding region runs from base 43 to 555 and encodes 170 amino acids.
CCUCCCAAACAUCCCCCGAGGUUCGCGCUCCCCUCAGCUGAGAUGUUGCUGCUGCUGCGGAGCGCGGGCGGCCGGAGACGUGUAGCAACUGCCGCCGUAGCCGCUUCUCCCCUCGGCCCGGAGCCAUUCCAAAUCUGCACUUGUGCUAGGCACCUGGGCUUUCCUGGGCUUCCCAACGGGUGCUCUAUCAGAGCCCUCAGCGGCAGCAGGACUUUGGGGAAGAAUGACACAGGUCAAAGUUCUGGAGCAGACACUCCAAAAAACAACCCGAAGACUGAUGCACUUCCCAGCCAAAAAGGCUACUCUCACUCUGAUGCAGGUUCUUCAGAGUCCUCAUAUCCUCCGCCCCAACUGUUGCCACCCCCUACAAACUGCUGCAUGAGUGGCUGCCACAACUGCGUGUGGAUUGAGUAUGCUGAGGAGAUCCUACAGCACUAUCAGGAUGGUGGGGCCAAAGCGUUGGCUGCUGUGGAGGAACACAUCCAAGAUGAGAACAUCAAGGCCUUUAUCAAGAUGGAGAUCCAGCUCCGAAUGAGAGAGAGAAAGCCUGAGUGAGGCGCCUCUCUCCACCUGGUAGCUGUCUCUCAGGGAGCUGCAACCGCCUCUAGUGAUUUUUGUGCCUCCUUCCCCCCCCCCCCAUCUUUGGAUAAAAAGUGAAUAAUUAUAAGAUGGGUAUUUAUUGACCUUGCCUGAAAAUAAAUGUGACCCCACCCCCAUGUUCUCUGCUCACUGUGUGUUUCUUUUUGAAGUAUCAUUCUUCAAACAUCUGAAACUGCCUUGGCAACUUUUUUUUUUGUCUAACUGUAACUCUUCAUUCUCAAAUAAAUUGUCAAGUAUAUGGCAUUGUGUAAAAAUGUAUAGCUAUAAUCUCUUGCGGGGAGCUUAUAGACUAAAGCCAAUGCAUUAAUUAAUACACUGAGCUUUGUAGGUUACUGAGACAAGAUAAAAGAAAUGUGCAGUAAAGUGCUGUCAAAAAGCAUUACCUCCUCUA